This is a messenger RNA of Ustilaginoidea virens, 663 nucleotides long. RefSeq lists its product as uncharacterized. NCBI's taxonomy places the organism in Eukaryota, Fungi, Ascomycota, Sordariomycetes, Hypocreales, Clavicipitaceae. Gene Ontology annotation, molecular function: GTPase activity; GTP binding. The transcript has 5 exons. Bases 1 to 663 code for a protein of 220 amino acids. The record is from RefSeq and is a predicted model, not a curated record.
AUGGCAACUCGGGGACCUGCCGGUGGCGCUCGCGGCAUGAACAACCGCUUCGCCCAGUUCAAGCUCGUUCUUCUCGGUGAAUCCGCCGUCGGAAAGAGCUCCAUUGUCUUGCGGUUUGUGAAGGAUCAAUUCGAUUCCUUCCGAGAAUCCACCAUUGGCGCGGCCUUUCUGACGCAGACCAUUUCCCUCGAUGAAAGCACUACAGUCAAGUUUGAAAUCUGGGAUACCGCUGGACAGGAGCGAUACAAGUCGCUCGCCCCCAUGUACUACCGCAACGCCAACUGCGCCGUUGUCGUCUACGACAUUACACAAUCCUCGUCACUAGACAAGGCCAAAGCUUGGGUCAAGGAGCUCCAACGUCAAGCCAACGAGAACAUCAUCAUCGCCCUCGCUGGAAACAAGCUCGAUUUGGUUACCGAACAGCCGGACAAACGAGCCAUCCCCGCUGCCGAUGCCGAGGCCUAUGCCAGAGAGGCUGGGCUGCUGUUUUUUGAGACGUCAGCAAAGACGGCCGAGAAUGUUCGCGAGUUAUUCACCGCCAUCGCCAAGAAGCUUCCUCUGGACCAGGUCGGGCCCCGACAUGCUCGACCCGGCCACCGACCCGGUGUGAGUUUGGCACCCGAGAACGCAAACACCAACGUGAGUGGGCCGUGCAGCUGUUAG